This is a messenger RNA of Branchiostoma floridae (Florida lancelet), 3285 nucleotides long. RefSeq lists its product as uncharacterized. NCBI's taxonomy places the organism in Eukaryota, Metazoa, Chordata, Leptocardii, Amphioxiformes, Branchiostomatidae. Gene Ontology annotation, molecular function: RNA polymerase II transcription regulatory region sequence-specific DNA binding; DNA-binding transcription factor activity, RNA polymerase II-specific. Gene Ontology annotation, cellular component: nucleus. The coding region runs from base 398 to 3094 and encodes 898 amino acids. The record is from RefSeq and is a predicted model, not a curated record. The transcript is spliced from 5 exons. Gene Ontology annotation, biological process: regulation of transcription by RNA polymerase II.
AGGCCAAGACCUUGUUUGCUCACCAUGACUUUGUAUCGCGGCCCUAAACGGACAUGGCAAACACAACACCAUCCACUAGAUCAUCAGGCAGCGAAUCCAACCUUUGACCCCAUGAAGGUUCGCCCGUCGUUCAAUGUCCGCCAUUGGCUGCUCAGGUCAUCCCACCUGCUAAGGUGCAGGUAACUGUCUGUCUCGACAGCUUCGGCGUCUUCCCAGCCCGUCACACCCAUCCCGAGACGUCUUAACCCAUGGCUCGAGCUGUUUAAAGGGUUCUUUGACAGACACAUCAAAUCAUCGGACAAGUCUACCGACCCAGACACGCUUAACCGCCGAGGACACACCGGGCUGAAGCGAGAACAAGAUUGCCAACUGUUGGAUACCAGGAGUCACCCCCAAGAUGGCGGCCCGUCGAAUCUGCGGGCUCAGCAAGGACGUCACGCUCUCCGUACUUCCCAGACUGCACUUCGAGGAACUGCUUGUGGAACUGCGCAGGCGCGAGAUCGACGCGCGGGGCAUCCUGGUCCGGGUGCUGAAAGGGGUCAUGGUCCUGGAGUAUCAAGAGCAGGAGGAGUGUUUAGCCGAGGGGGAGACGUCUUCCAAAACCUCAUCGAUUGGGGACCAACAGAGUGCAGGUACAGACGAUUUUGCGCUGGACGACGGCGAUGCCAGUCACAGCGACCGGCGAUUCUCUCUCUGCACCUCCUCCCCGGAGCAGGGGUACGUCUCCAUGGAGAUGGACACGUCACCGAAACCGGAAAUGACGCAGCCCGACUUUGUGGGGCACAGUGAUGCCUACUCCCCUGAUGUAGCAGCGCUUGAAGCGCAAGAAACUGGUCAAGCGGACGGGAAACAGACGCUACCUGGUCAGAACAGCCAUGAAAGAGGGUUUAGAGGCGAAGAGAACCAAAGAGAAGAUGACUCGAACUGCUACGGCAUUGUGAUCUCUUCAACCACGUCUUCUGGAAAGGGUCUGUCCCAACAAGGUUUCACCACGGACACACCAACGGUUGGCGGGAUUCCAGAAUUGUACACGACUGCAGUACCGAACAACCACGAACCGUCACGGGGUCUGGAUCAACCAGCAUGUCAUCCAUAUACCAAGGAACAAGCCUCUAGCUGUUACACAGGAGAAGUGCAAAAAGGUGGACAAGGGUCGUUUUCGUCAUCUAACGUGCUCCUGUCUACCGAUUCUGGUGUUUAUGAAACGACGCACCCUGACGAAAACUGUACUGUUUCACCUGAUGGGUCAGCCAACGGAUUAAGAGUCACGAAAAGUGAAGAACCAGGGGCUGACUACAGGGCCAGCUUGGAUGGAAGCUCCAUGGAAACCGAUGGUUACCUUGACAACGGUUUGGACUUGGUCAGCAGACAGAACUACACACGACAGAACAGCGCAGCAUUUUCAGAGGGAAGCGGGAGAGAACACGUUGGCCGUCCGUGCAGCAAAACUGGGAUGGCUCAGACAAUGGACAGUAGUAACGGAGAGAACAGGUGUGACGACGGUGACCUGAGGAGCGGUGUUAGAACAAGCAAUAACGGCACAACGCGCCGUGAUGACUCAACCAAUGGCGACCGCUAUCAACAUGCAGACGACACACACGACAGUGCGAGGAACGGUGGCUUCCAGCAUCAGUUGAAAAAUGGGACGACCCCUUACCACACUCCUGUCAAUGCCGGCGCAAUCACGGAAAUGCAUGGUGAAAGACAAGCUCCUGUAAAUAGUGCGAUCAUAGAACGGUAUGGAAACCACGUAAAUACCGGUUACAUUUCGCAGGUCAAUCGUGAUUUGCACCAAACGGGCAGCGAAGACGUUCGGACUAACGCAGAGAUGCCUCUCAGUGAAACAGGUGGCCAACACUGUGGUAGAUAUGGCGACGAUAACUAUGACAACGUCGCGUUAAAUCUUACCACCCGCAACCCUUUCGAGAAUGUUCGUAUCAAGGUGGAGCCGGUAGACGAAUUUUCCGAAGAGUUCGGACAAGUGAACAUGCAGCAUUUGUCAGGACAGACGGACGGCGGUUGCCAGGCAACAGCAUCCCCGUCAGCCAACCAAGGACCUGACUGUACCACCUCAUCCAUGAUGUCACCGACAGGAGGAGAUACCACUACGUUGAACCAAGACAACACACCGGACAAGUGGUGGAAGUGCCCACACUGCGGCUACAUGACCGUGCACGGGGGUGCCAUAGCCAGCCACCUGCGGACCCACGCCACGGCCGACUGCCCUUACGUCUGCUCCUACUGCACCUUCAAAACCGUCACCGACGAGUUCCUCAGUAGGCACGUGUACAGCGCCCACAUCCACAGGCAGGUCAGGUGCCCGUUCUGUCGCUACGUCUCGCGAUCCAGCACGGCAGUCGAGAACCACAUAGUGAACUACCACUGGGAGAUGACGGUGUUGGACGACGGUGUCGGGAGAGAAGGGCGAGGGACAGGGGAAGCUAUCAGCCCUGUACCUCGUCCCUCUCUCAAACGCUUACACUGCCAGCACUGCGCGUUCACGGCGUCGAGACAACUCGAGAUGGACAUGCACAUGUUUCUACACGACAAGCCGUUCGUCCACGUGUGUCGGUUCUGCGGCUACCGGACCGCCGAGAGGCCCAACUACGUACGGCACCUGCGGAUCCACGCGGGGUUCCGCCCGCACAAGUGCCCGUUCUGUCCGUACAGCGCGUCCAUGAAACACCAUCUCAACGACCACAUCCGCACCCACACGGGCGAGAAGCCGUUCUCGUGCAGGAUGUGCGACUACAGAGCCGCCUUCAGGUCCAACCUGGCUCAGCACAUGAAGAAGGUGCACAAAGUCGUGGACAAGUUCAGGUGCACAAAGUGCAGCUACACGACCAUCUGUAAGCAGAGGCUGGACAAUCACCUGAAACAACACGACAGGAAGGACGAGCAGAGGAGGAAGGCAAAACAACAGACGACAAGCGACAGCGACGCACCGACGUCAUCAGAGACAAACACCAAUGACACGGUCGCACCAGAGGUAGACGCCUGCGUAGACGUACCUACCCCAGUGCUAGAGACGAGCCAAGAUUCUGAAAAACAUUCUGAAAAUCAUUCUGAAAAUCAAAUGAGCACAGAUAGCUAAUUUGUAAGGUUUCAGUUGCUAAGGAUUACAACAGAAAUCAUUAGGUUAAUUGCGUAAUUAUGGUAUUUGGAGCAUACAUAGAAAUAUUUCACCUAACAUUGAGAUGAUAUCCUUUACUAAGGGCUCAGAUAAAAACCUACAAUAUAUUUUGAAUUUUUUCGUAAGCAGCCAUGUUUCUCAUGGCAUUAAGC